This is a messenger RNA of Boeremia exigua, 2066 nucleotides long. RefSeq lists its product as uncharacterized. The record is from RefSeq and is a predicted model, not a curated record. The transcript is spliced from 2 exons. Bases 300 to 1796 code for a protein of 498 amino acids. Lineage: Eukaryota; Fungi; Ascomycota; Dothideomycetes; Pleosporales; Didymellaceae.
CACAAUCCCAGACCAGCGAGAUGCGAAGUUCGUGUGUCCUAUAGAUGGAUGCAGCAAGGAGUUCAACGUUUCUAUUGGUAGGGAUUGCUUUAGACCACGGAGCUACUUGAAGCACCUUGACGACCACGGCAUCAAGAACAAGACUGAACGCGACGCCCUGAUGCCAGAAUGGGCACGCAGUCCCUGCUUCUUUCCUUGUUGCCGCUCAGAGGAGUGCUUUCCGCAGACGAGGGGGGAAGGAUAGGAAGAGGUACCGGAGGCGCCAGAGACGGGGAUCGAAGCGUUCCAGGAAUCCACCGAUGGCUUCCUCGACCUCCGCCGAGUUGAGCGGGAAGACGUGCGAGAAGUUGAACGCCCAUGUUGAGGACGACAAUAUGCUCAAGGCCGAAGCAGAGCUCUACGAGUACUCCGUUGUUCGCCUCCGUGGCUUCGCUCUGCCGAAGAAGUUCAAAGGACUGACGGGGAGCGCGACUGAACUGACGGAGGAUACGGUUGACCCCAAGGCACCCGGCACGCGACGUCGACCAGUCAUCAUCAAAGACAGUGAAGAGGAGUGCUUAAAUCAGGACUUUCUUGCACAGCUCAACCUGGUUUGGACAGGAGCACAAGCAUUGCUUGCUGAAGAUCUAGCAGCACAAACAUGGGUUGAUGCGCGGAAGGGCUUGAUGUCGAUGUUUACCGAUGGACAAGAUAUAAUAGACCGAUUCGACAGGCGUCGCCUGAGUUUCCUUCAUCCGAGGACGGUCGCCCAUCUUUUGCUCAAGGGCACAAAGAUUCAGAUAGCACAGUACUUUCCGCUGUGUGAGGAUCUCGUCGCAAUAAAGAGAUUUAUGGGCAGCCGAUUACCGCGCCGGUUUGGCAGCGAUGAAACGUCCAACAUGAGAGAGAGCAUCAAGCCGUACGUCAUCAGCACAAUUGAUUGCAGGUUUAGAGCAAACGAGAUGCCCGCUCAUCAAGCCUUACGUCGAGAGGCAAGUACGAGGUUCUUUCGAACCGGAAUCAAAUCUCAAAAGGCCUCCAAUGCGGCCGCGGCCUUUGGCGGUACGAAGGGGUCACUUAUCUAUCCCGUCGCCGAGAUGAGAGAGCUCCUCAUCACAGCCAUGUCGCGGUUUAUGUGCGAGCAGCAGCAUCUGGCGCUGCCGACCAACGCAACUGGAUAUAUGGAGGCCAUAUGCGAAGGGUCGCCACUCCUCCGCGGUCUCAUUCAGUAUGUUACAAAGAACGACAGGUUCCUGAAGCCGCGUAAGAACGGCAAGUUCUUGGUCGCAGAGGAAGUCCCUCUGAAUGCGCUUUUUCUCGAAUGGGGACUGAAUAUGCUCGGCAUUGAGACUGCCGUAUUCCACUCUGGCCUCACACAAAAGGAGCGCAACGACCUCCAAGAUGAGUUCAACAACCCCGGCAGUUCUCUUACAUGCGUCAUCAUCUUCUACAACGUCGGUGGGGUUGGAAUCAACCUGUGGAAAGACUGCCACACUGUAUUCUUGGCGACCCCGGCGGCCAACGAGGCCAACGAGAAGCAGGCCUACGGGCGGGUGAUUCGCGCGCCACAACCCUUUAUCGCGCAUAUAUACAAGUUCUAUGUGGAGCAAAGCAUCUUUGCCUACCGAGAGUCCCGGAAACGGGACAAGUAUCUGGUCAAGCUGGCAACGAGAGCAUCCGAUCCAGCGAUGCGAAGUCUGAUAGUAAAGUGUCUAAAUCUCCACCAAGAGAACGUCCGAGCGGAUCCGACGAACAUAUCUUGGAAAAGAGGCUCAAGCGGAUCCGACGAACAAGCACAUCACGGGACAAGUGCAUGAGACUCUGACGAUUCAAGACACAAAAAAAGAUCUCAUCAUGUCCAAAGCCGUCCACGACCCCUUGGACAUUGAUUCGGCACCUUCUGUUGAGGGGAAGAGGACCCGGAGAUCAGUCAAGCGCUUCCAAGAGGAGUUCGGCUAUUACCCGGAUAGUGACCUCGAAGACGGGGUCCACAAGAGAAAGAGCAAGGGCAAGGGCAAGUCGCGCGUUGUGGAAGACGACGACGACUUCUCAGCAUCGGGAGAAGAGCCGUCAGACGAAAGCGACUA